GGCAGCAGAGCCAGGCGGGUCUGGAGCCUGGAGCUGGAGCUACGCAGCCCCAUGGAGAUCCCGCCGACACAUGCCCCAGCCACGCGGGCCGCCGCGGUGGCCCAGAACUGCAUCAACUACCAGCAGGGGACUCCGCACCAGAUAUUCCAGGUGCGCGCAGUGGAGCACGCCAGCCUGGAGGACAUUCCGGAAAGGGGACACAAAUAUCAUCUAAAAUUCUCUCUGGAAGAAAUUAUCAAAAAGCAAGUUACAGUGAACUGUACAGCGGAAGUGUUGUAUCCCCCUGAGGGGCAAGUCUUGGCACCUGAAGUUAGCUUCACAUUUGAGGGAGAAGUUGGAAAGAACCCAGAUAAGGAAGAUAACACCUUUUAUCAAAGACUCAAGUCCCUGAAGGAACCACUGGAAGCACGGGAUAUUCCAGACAAUUUCGGAAAUGUAGCUCCAGAAAUGAAGCCAGUUCAACAUUUAGCCUGGGUGGCCUGUGGUUACAUAAUAUGGCAGAAUUCUACUGAAAACACAUGGUAUAACAUGGCGAAGAUUCAAAGUGUCAAACAAGUGCAAAGAAACGAUGACUUCAUUGAGCUGGACUACACCCUUCUCCUUCAUGACAUUGUGUCUCAGGAGAUGAUCCCGUGGCAAAUGCAAGUUCUCUGGCACCCACAAUAUGGCACUAAAGUCAAACACAACAGCCGCCUGCCAAAGGCCACAGAGAUGCAGUGAGUGCGUCAGCAAGGGUGCACAGGAGUUUUCAG
Messenger RNA from Suncus etruscus (white-toothed pygmy shrew), 752 nucleotides. RefSeq names its product latexin (gene LXN). Lineage: Eukaryota; Metazoa; Chordata; Mammalia; Eulipotyphla; Soricidae. Bases 52 to 720 code for a protein of 222 amino acids. The record is from RefSeq and is a predicted model, not a curated record. Gene Ontology annotation, molecular function: metalloendopeptidase inhibitor activity. The transcript is spliced from 6 exons.